CGAGCACUGGCGUAGCGGAUGAAACUGCGUUAGUGAGGACACCAAACAGUGAGGACGCUGAACCGCAAAAGGUCGCCCCUCCCAAACCUGGGAUUCUGGUCUGACCGAGCUCACCGGCGAGUCAGCCCUACCUGCACUGCUCCAGUCUACUUCAGGGAGGCUACUGGGAUUGAGGUCUGCCACAAUGCUGCUGCUGCACAGAGCUAUGGUCUCCGGGCUCCAACAGGCCUGCAGACUCAGGUCAACCCCCUCAAGGCUCUGCAUUCGGGCCUGCUCUACAAAUGAUUCAUUCCAGCCCCAGCACCCCAGCCUCACCUUCUCUGGUGAUAACUCUGGCACUAGGGGAUGGAGAGUCGUGGGGACCCUACUAGGUCUCGGUGCAAUGUUGGCCUAUCAUGACCAUCGGUGUAGGGCUGCUCAGGAGUCACCACGAAUAUACACCAAAGAGGAAGUGAGUUCCCACACAAGCCCUGAGACUGGGAUAUGGGUGACUCUGGGCUAUGAGGUCUUUGAUGUCACAGAAUUUGUGGACUUACACCCAGGAGGUCCAUCAAAGCUGAUGCUAGCAGCUGGGGGUCCCCUAGAGCCCUUCUGGGCCCUGUAUGCUGUUCACAACCAGUCUCAUGUGCGUGAGUUACUGGCUCAGUACAAGAUUGGGGAGCUGAACCCUGAAGAAAAGGUACCCUCCACCUUGGAGACCUCUGACCCUUAUGUUGAUGAUCCUAUACGUCACCCCGCCCUGAAGGUCAACAGCCAACGCCCCUUUAAUGCAGAGCCCCCCCCUGAGCUGCUGACAGAAAACUACAUCACACCCAAUCCUAUCUUCUUUACCCGGAACCAUCUGCCUGUACCUAACCUGGACCCAGACACCUAUCGUUUGCACGUAGUAGGGGGUCCUGGGAGUAAGUCAUUAUCUCUGUCCCUGGAUGACUUGUACAAGUUUCCCAAACAUGAGAUCACAGUCACUCUGCAGUGUGCUGGUAACCGGCGCUCUGAGAUGACUCAGGUCAAACAAGUAAAAGGUCUGGAGUGGAGGACAGGGGCCAUCAGCACUGCACGCUGGGCUGGGGCACGGCUCUGUGAUGUGUUAGCCCAGGCUGGUCACAAACUGUGUGAAACCGAGGCCCACGUCUGCUUUGAGGGACUGGACUCAGACCCCACUGGGACUACCUACGGAGCAUCUAUCCCUCUGGCUCGGGCAAUGGACCCUGAAGCUGAGGUCCUGCUGGCAUAUGAGAUGAAUGGGCAGCCCCUGCCUCGUGACCAUGGCUUCCCUGUGCGGGUGGUGGUUCCUGGUGUGGUGGGUGCCCGCCAUGUCAAAUGGCUGGGCAGAGUGAGUGUGGAACCAGAGGAAAGUUACAGCCACUGGCAGCGGCGAGAUUACAAAGGCUUCUCUCCAUCUGUGGACUGGGACACAGUAGAUUUUGACUCAGCUCCAUCUAUUCAGGAACUUCCUGUUCAGUCGGCCAUCACAGAGCCCCAGGACGGGGAGACUGUAGAGUCAGGGGAGGUGACCAUCAAGGGCUAUGCAUGGAGUGGUGGUGGCAGAGCUGUGAUCCGGGUGGAUGUGUCUCUGGACGGGGGCCUAACCUGGCAGGCAGCUGAGCUGGAUGGAGAGGAACAGUGCCCCAGGAAGGCAUGGGCCUGGCGUCUAUGGCAGCUGCAAGCUGUUGUGCCAGCUGGGCAGAAAGAAUUGAACAUUGUUUGUAAGGCUGUUGAUAACAGUUAUAAUGUCCAGCCAGACACCGUGGCCCCAAUCUGGAACCUGCGAGGUGUGCUCAGCAAUGCCUGGCAUCGUGUCCAUGUCCAUGUGGCCUCAUGAGAGUAUGGAGUAGAGCCAUCUACACCCCAGAAACAUCUCAGCCCUUUUCCCCACCCUUUGGCCUCGCUGCCUCAGAAAAACCUUUCCCGCCUCUCUACUUCUUAGGUAUGGCCUUCCUAAGCCAUACCCAGGUACACACAUUACACACACAUUGCACCUUUCCACCCAGAAAACCUCCCUCCUUGUAUGCUAUGUUACAUACCCCUCCUGGCCUCUGACCCUGUGCCAGCAGGUGGCAGUUGUUGGAACAGGGGGCUAGACGUGAGAAAAGUAAUUUUGGAGACAAGCACUAUUUUCUCUGCCCACCCCACCUCCACUGUCACCAUCAAGGCCUUGUUUUGCUUUGCUUCUUGGAUUCUUCAGAGAAUGUGUGUGGCAUGUGUAAGAAAAGUAUUAAUGCUACUUUCUACUGCUUCUCUGAUUGCCAGAGAGUUGUGAGGAGAGCAAGGAAAGCAAUCCUUUCCCUUUAUAGUUCUAAUUUUCUAAAUACAUCAAUAAAGUGUCUCUUUAAGAUUAU
Molecule: messenger RNA, 2339 nt
Organism: Propithecus coquereli (Coquerel's sifaka)
Lineage: Eukaryota; Metazoa; Chordata; Mammalia; Primates; Indriidae
Gene: SUOX
Product: sulfite oxidase
Exons: 5
Coding region: 185-1822 (545 amino acids)
Cellular component (GO): mitochondrion
Molecular function (GO): molybdenum ion binding; heme binding; oxidoreductase activity
Source: RefSeq, a predicted model, not a curated record